AUGCCGUCAGCGUGCGACGGCGAGGACGGCGUAGACCUGAUCAGCGACCUCGGCGACGACCUGCUCCUCCGCAUAUUCGGCCUCCUGCCCGAUGCACGCGACUUUGCUGGAUUGGCCGCACUCUCCAGACGGUGGCGCGACCUCUCGACGCGCUCCCCGAAUCUACACCUCUGCCCCGUGUACUUCACCGGCACGGACGACGACGACGAGACUUACAAGCGGUUCAGAGCCUCCCUAAAGCGGUUCAACGCCUUCGUCGACACCGUCGUUGAGCGGCGCGUCUGCAGCAUCGACACGCUGAAGAUGACCGUCCUGCGUUGGCCCGGCGGAGCGCGCGCGGAACUCUGGCUCCACCGGGCGAUGGAGCUGGUGGUGAAAUCCCUGGACCUUUCCAUGUCCCUACCUCUGCAGGGCAGCCCGAGCGACUGCAAGAUGCGGCUGCCCUGCUGCACGAGGGCGGCAGAGAUAGAGUUAGAUCUAAACUACGGCACCCUCAGGCUCCCGGCCGUGGUCGAGUUCAACGCGCUCACCGACCUGUCCCUCAGUCUCAUAUCACUCUCGCGAGGAGACGGCAGCCGCCUCCUGUCGUCGUCGUGCUGCCCGAGGUUGCGGAAGCUGCAUCUCCUUAAUGUGUGCGGGCUGGAGGAGCAGCAGCUCGACGCCAGAGCGCUGGAGAUCCUGAAGCUGGACCAGCUCGCCAACUGA
This is a messenger RNA of Aegilops tauschii subsp. strangulata, 705 nucleotides long. Its product is annotated as putative FBD-associated F-box protein At5g50270. Gene Ontology annotation, molecular function: protein binding. The record is from RefSeq and is a predicted model, not a curated record. NCBI's taxonomy places the organism in Eukaryota, Viridiplantae, Streptophyta, Magnoliopsida, Poales, Poaceae.